Messenger RNA from Osmia bicornis bicornis, 8049 nucleotides. Its product is annotated as leucine-rich repeat and immunoglobulin-like domain-containing nogo receptor-interacting protein 3. NCBI's taxonomy places the organism in Eukaryota, Metazoa, Arthropoda, Insecta, Hymenoptera, Megachilidae. Gene Ontology annotation, molecular function: protein binding. The record is from RefSeq and is a predicted model, not a curated record. The transcript has 3 exons. The coding region runs from base 986 to 3724 and encodes 912 amino acids.
GCCAGACUCGGCUCGAACGGAUCUCACAGUCGGUUUUUGUCUUUGACACGCGACGGACGACGCUGGUCGUGUCGCGAUGCACGAGUGUGUCAUGUGACACGCGAGAAACAAGAGAAUAGAGAGAGAGAAAGAGUAGUUACACCGUCUCUGUCGCCUGCAGCACGAUUGACAGGGUCGUUUAACACAACAAAGAUAACUACUACGCAUCGCACGCCUUAAAAAAAAUAUAUAAGGAAAAAGGAAAGGGAAAAUAGAGUGUGAUUGUGUGCGUGCGUGCGUGAUUGGAUGCGUGUGUGUCCGUUUGUAUGCGUUAUAUUCAUUUUCUAAUGCGUACUUGCGCGCGCGAGUGCUUCUCCUCGUACCGGUUGUUACCGAGUGCAGCAGCCGUUCUCUAUGCUGACGGAUUUUCUACCCGUCCAAUUUCGGAACUUUGUAAGUUGUUGUUUCAUCAGAGCGCGCACAAUUAUGUUACCGGCUCGACACGGCAAUAGCAGCAACACCACUGCCGUCGCCACCACCGCCGACAACACCAACAAUCUCAACAACUUCCUCGGGGAAUCCAUAAGACAUUGGGUCGGAUUUUUUGCGAACGGUUAAAGAAGCCCGCCCUGCUUAUCCAGCCCCGUGACACGUUUGCUUCGGUGCGCUUCGCGGCAUUGUACGUGUUCCUCUUUCGGUAGGUACAAUAUAACACACAAAGAAGACACGUGUGCCGUCGAAGAAAUUCGAACGGCGUGAAAUAAUUACCGCUUGUUCGUAUUUCCCUCUAACCGUCACAAUUUAUACAUCCGCACGAUCUUUUUACGAAGCGGAAACUGAAAGGACGAUAAGAGAAAUGCGUACGUGUGAUGAUUCGUGAUCGAGCAAUACGAGUCAUCAUCAUAGAAGAGAAGAGAGUCAAUUGUUGCGGGUAUCGCGAAGACACAUCAGGACAUGGGAGUUCUUGGUUGUAUGCGUGGAUAUCGUAAUAUUACAGGUAAUAGGAAUGAGGAAACGGAUUUCGACGUGGGACUCGUGGUGGUGGUUAAUCGUUCUUCUGAUUGUGGUACACGUUACGGACACGUCGUCGUCGGGCUCGGGGUCAACGUCGUUCACGAAAAGAACAUCAGCCUCGUUGAGUUUGGAAUGUGCCACGGGUUGCCAGUGCCUGGACGAUGGAAGGAGCUUACUAUGCCAGGAACGAAGUUUCCUGGGGCUCGGUUUCCCGAAACAGGCUACGAACGUUGUAUUGAGAGACGUCCGGGCCGCUACCAUACCCGUCGCUGCACUCGAAACUUCGACUCGUUUGAAGAGUCUCGUUUGGACAUCGAGCGGUAUCGAACGGCUCGAAUCCGGCGUGUUCCUCGCGACCACGUUCCUCGAGCACCUCGAUUUAGGUGACAAUAGACUGACGGAAUUGCCGUCGGAUGUCUUCCAUCCAUUGCACCAACUACAGUACCUGAAUCUCACCGGCAACCAGUUGAACGUCCUUCCGCGGGCGUUGUUUCAAGGCUUGGAUCACCUCGAAGAGAUUGGAUUGUCGCGAAAUCGACUGUCGGUACUUCCUUAUCAGACGUUCGCCACGACCAAGGCACUCUCUCGUUUGAACCUGUCCGGAAAUCUGCUGGUCUCUCUGCCAGAUCACAGUUUCAGACCGAACGCACAACUCGAGCAACUCGAACUAUCAUCCAACAGGCUCACCAAGCUUCCACCCCGUCUGUUCUCUGGCCUCAACCGGUUGAAAAUCUUAGAUCUGGCCAACAACGAGAUCGACACGAUACCUCGUGGUCUGUUCGCCGAUCUCGACUCGUUGCAACGGCUCGAUCUAUCCGGAAAUCCUAUCGGUCAUAUGAGCAGCGCGACCUUUCAAAGCUUAUCGAAUUUGCGAUGGCUAAGCCUGAAGAAUCUACCGUUCACGGUGCUUCCACAAGAUAUAUGGCGACCUGUGAAGCAGCUACGCACUCUGUUGCUAUCCGGAUCGAAGUUGGAGAUCCUCCGUAACGAUGAUCUAAAAGGGUUGGACAAACUGGAGAGCCUGGAGGUGAACAAAAGCCCGUUGCGAGAGAUCUCUCGGCGCACCCUGGAUCGUACACCGGCGCUUCGUAAACUCGAUCUAAGUGACAGCAAUCUGACCUUCCUUCCGGCUAACGUGGCGCAGCUGGCGUUUUUAACCGAGCUGCAGCUGCAAGGGAACCCGUGGGCCUGCGACUGUCGCAUGUUCUGGUUCGUCAAGUGGGCCGAGAGCAAGGAACACCUUCGAACCGCCUUCCAAAGCGGUUUCAGAUGCGGCGACGAUAUCGACGCAACCGGCGAUAUCCUUCAAACUCUUCGUUAUUUGAAAUGUACACCUCCGUAUCUGACGUACGCUACGCCCACACAACAAUAUCUGUUGUUGAACUCGGUGCUCCUCGACUGCGAGUUCAAUGGCAAUCCUACGCCAUCCUUAACAUGGGUCACGCCGACACUUAAGGUACUGCAUUGGAAUCCUGAUCCAGCUUUUCCCGACGCUUUUGUCGAACAUCCUCCCGUACACGGAUGGGAACAAAGUGUGCCGUUCGUUGACGAUGGUCGCGUACGCAUCCUUGAGAAUGGAUCUUUGUACAUCACGACGUUGCUCAGGCAGGAUGUUGGACAAUACAAGUGUUUCGCAGUCAAUCCGAUUGCCAAUGCCACUACCUAUAUUAGUUUGCAGAUGAAUCCAAUAACGUUACACAAAAUCAAGAUCAUCAGCAUCCUGGUAGGCGCUGCCUGUGCCACGGCCUUUCUUCUGUUAACCCUCCUCUUGCAGUUGUUCUAUUGUAUUCUUCUCAAAUGCGGCUGUCUGAAGUGGUGUUUCUGCUGCAGACGAGUCGGUUCUACGCCCAGAGGGAAACAAAUCUAUCAGAUGUUGGAUAAUAUCGAGCAAUACAAGAGCCAGCAACUCGAAAGGCUGCGUGAAAAUUACACUCAACAAGUGCACAGGAUAAAAGAAAACUGUGCCCAGCAAGUGGAAUGGAUUCGUGAUAGUUACGAAGGUCAAAUGAGGCACAUUAGAGACAUAAGAGACUAUGGGACAACUCACCUUACGGCGCUAAGAGACCAGUAUUACGAUCAGGUGAGAAAAGUAAGGGAUUACUCGACCGGUCAACUGAAUUGGGUUCGAGAAAACUAUGUCUUCCAACGUAACAAGAUUAGAAAGUUCAGCGCUCAUCAGGUUCUGAGACUUCGCGAGAGUUACAAGUAUCAGCAGCAAACGUUGAACAAGGUCCUAGAGAAUCUACCGAAUCUUUAUUUCGACAAUUGUCGAAGCGGUUCCUGCGGGAAAAGCGACUCGAUGGUGUUCAAUGCGAAGGAGGAAGGCGGUACCUACUUCAAGGCGAAGAUCAACGACCUGGUGAUCGGUACGAGCACAGAUGAUGUGAACAGCGAGUAUUACACGCCUACGGAACUUUCCUCGGUCAGUCCGCACGGUGGUAACGCGUUGGAAGGAAUCCAUAUAAAUUAUAUCGAGGAGAUGUGUUCAUCGAUUCGAAUGGAUCCGCUGUCGGCGAGCGACAUCAUUCCACCGAACGCGAUCAUUCUGCACAGUAUCGAGGAGGAUGGAAGUUCCUCGUCGGUUUACAAAGAUGCAGACCACGUCAAGCCAGUUUACAGAGGCUUCAGCGCCGAAGCGUUAGCCAAAGAGCCUAAAGGAAGUGCAGAAAGUCUUGGUCUUCUUGUACCUAGUAACAGUUUACCGGAACUACCACGUGAAACCAAACUUUAGACAAGGCUGUAAACGACAGCGUCGAAAGGGUACUAAUCUCCAUCACUUCUCGAUCUUUCUCUCUCUCUCCCCCUUUAUACAAUACACAGCAGGAAUACAAUUAAGACGAGAAUUGUACUGCCACCGGAUCAUUAUGCGAGCAAAAGCAAAAAUAUAAUAUAGAAGUGCCUCUAACACCGGUAAGUGGGAAUACACAUUCGUGAGGUGGUACCUUUAUCUCUCGUGAAACUCCGUGUUUCUUUCUUUUAUUUUUUUUUCCCCCUUGUUUUUCUUUAUUUGCUCAAUAAUUUAUGGAAACGAUGAGAGAAAGAAGAACGCCUACGAGAAACCAGGAGAGACAUGGAACGUCUCUCCCUACCGGCAUCGAUGGAAUCUGUCGAUCGAUCCUGUGUGCGUGUGUGUAUUACUUCAAGGAGAAUAAAAUGAAAAGACGAAAAGUUAAAAAAAAAAGUCGCGGACAGCUUCCAAGGACUUUGGUCGUGACCAGGUUAACAACCUUGCAACCUGUCCGCCCUUACGCUUCGCGCUUUUCAUCGCGAUAACGAGAUGGUUUUUCUUAAAAACGAUUGCUGGAAUGAUACGCGAGAUGUCGUAAUGUUAACUGUCAACUGUUUUAACGAACGAUAAGUCGCGUGGAAAAAAAAAAAAUGGAAAAGAAUGGACACGAGUGAAGCGGGUAUAAAAAUGUGUCCGUUGGACGAUUUAGCUGAAAUUGUCAAUUUCAUCGGAAAUUAAAGAAAAUGAUUUUAAUGAAAUUAUAAUCCUCCGACUCUCGCGUCAAUAUUCUCCUGUAAAUAAGUGUUUGCGAACGAUUUGUGACCAGUUUACAGGCGUGUGAUCACAAUUUUUUUCUAUGAAAAGACUGAAUCGACGAACGCGUUUUGUCCGACGAUAUAUCCAUUGAUCCGAUGUCCGACGAUAACUGAUAUACCGUUUGCCGUACCGUUUAGGUAAACUUUGUUAUUUUCUUGUUCACUUUCGAUUUCGAAAGAUUCAAGUAGCCGGACAUCCGGGCAAACGGUUACCCUUUCCGACAUCUGCCGCUCAUUUUAAACUCUUCCCUGUUCGAUACAAUGGAAAUUGUCCGAAGUAUGGAAAUAUACAGAUUUGAAAUUCUAUCGAAGAGCAAAAAGUUAAUGCGAAAACACGUGUACUUAAUAAUCGUAACACCAGUCGAUUCGAACAACGAUCGCUUUCUGAAGAUUUCGUCUAAAAUGAGAAGAAUUCGCUGAGAAAAUAAUACCUAAGCGAUAUCUCUGAACUUAUUAUCCUUUUUUAAUAUCAAGCUCCAAAUAUUAAAGCCAGAUUUAGUCUUCUUAAUCGUUUUUAUCUGUUCGUUAUCAGUUCCGUUCAUCGCGUCUUCCUAAGAUAAUUUUUUUAAUCAACUUUCAUUACACAUAUUUACAACUACUUUGCAAAAAAAGCAGGUUUUUUUUUUAUCGUAACUGUAAAAAGAAAAUGUGCGAAAUCCAUUUGAAAGAUUGGAUAAUACGUCAAGAUGGCGCGCGGAGAGACCCUCUCCAUCUAUAAGCGUUAAAUGAAGGAAUAUUCUAAUCAUCAUAAUCACGAUCACGAAGGUACAAUUAUGACGAUACAAUUUGUCACUGUACAGUGCAAAUGAUCUAAGAUGUUAUCUUGAAACGAACUUUAUUUAUUUUAUACGAUAGAAAAGUAAAAGAAUUUCGAUGAAAACAAAAAUAUAUCAAACGCAACAUUUAAAUAAGCUUAUUAGAUAGUACAAAUUUCACGUAGUAAUGCCGAUACUUUCGCUAUGUUUAAUUAUUGUAUUUCAGGCUCAAAUUGGAACAAGUGAUCUGUACAUUUUUCUCCAUACGGAGAAUAGAAUAUGUCGAUAUUACACGUUAUCUUUAAAGAUCUCUACGUACUUUAUCUCUAAUAAUUAAAGAAAUGAAAAACUCCAAGUACGGAAAACAAUGGACCCGUGUUGAAAUUGUAGAGAAUUUUUUUUCUUCUUUUUUUAAUUGGGAUUAUUUUACACGAUGGAACACCGUUAACGAACGAGAUAAGAAAUAUAGUAAUGAAACGGUAACGAGAGCAUCGUGUAAUUAGUUAUACGGGUAUAUCCGGCUUGAACGGCAUACAUUUAUCCUGUAUGAAUUAUUUUUUAAGCUAAAUCACUGUUAUAAUUAUAAACGUUUCAAGAUCAUAUUUUUUCUGUCCUUUGAAUAAAAUCAUAGAUUUGUACUGAAUUUGCUGUAAGUUCUAGAACAAAUUCAACGAAUUAAACGAUACGUGUCUCUGAUCAACCCCUCCCGGAAUACUCUGAGAGAGUAUUAACGUGGAACAGUGGUUCUCAAAUGUCGCGUUUGAACAACUGUUUCCGUUUAAAAAAGACAAUUUAAUGAUUUGAACAGACAUCUUACUAAGCUUUAGUAGUGUUUAGUGAUGUUGGGUACUUUUCAAACACAUUUACCAACCGUGGUAGAAUAUUAAAUAAAUCAUUAUGGAUCAUUGAAACUCAGGUAUGAUUAGUAUCUGAAAUAUUUGUGUACCUUGGGUGGGUGCAACGCAGGUUUUCUUUGGUCAAAGAUAAGUGUAAGGGGAGGAGCCUCCCACUACGUGAGAGAACCUAAAGAAAUCCCAAGGAGAGCCUAUGAUAGAACCUCUUGUCCUCGCACGUACAGAACAUGAACAAAUAAGGCAAGCGAUGGAACAUUCCUUCCUUUACACUUCCUUUUUCACUAAAGAAGCCUAAGCGACACGCAGUGAUAAGAGUUACGAGAAAAAUAGUUAAAUGUGAUUAAAAAGCGCCAAAAUGUUCUUUGAACGCUAUUGAAGCUUAGCGACAUGCCCGUUCUAACCACAAUCCUUCCUUUUGUUUAUAUUUGAAAAAAAUAAUUGAUACCGCUACGUGUAGCGUUUCUGAUACAUGGAACAUUACGUUGCAAAGUGAUAAUAUAUUAAAACCGCGGGAGAGUUCCCGAUUUUCUUUCUUUUCACAUUUCUCCCUACUCUUAACAUCCUUCUUUCGCAAUCCCCACUCCCUAUUCGGUGGUACGUUAUAUAGCGUCGAGGCGGCCAAGAAAGCUAAGCUAACAACGCGUGUACCGCGGUACUGCUGCCGUUAUUUUUGGAUCGUUUCACAGCGACUUCAAAGAGAUAAAAUUUUAUCAUCCCUCGAAAAUGGGGACGCGACAGACACACCAGAAAACUGCAGUUACCAUUUAAGAAACUUAAGAACGUUCAAUUGUUACGUAUUUAAGGCUUUUCAUUGAAAACGCUAAGCUCGGAAAGGUUGCAUAAUAUGAAUGGAAAAUUCUACAAUUUUUACCAUUACCAGUGAUAUUGAUUUUAUAAGAUAAGAGGACGUGAAAGUGUCAAGAGUAUUCAACGCGCGUUUGGCGAUCGGCCGCGGAUCUAUAGAUGAUGGUGUUACAGUAUUGCGCAUGCUUCACGCGAUCCGAUUACCGAUUUCUUUCUAAUUUAUGCACUCGCGCGCGCUACAGCGACGCGCUUUUAAUUAGCGCGUCCGACGUUAAUACGAAACUCUCCCUAUAUUCUAUUUUGAAAUCUCUGGCAUCUUCAUAGUUAUCUUUCAAAAAUUAUUUAUAAUUUUUGUUACUUGGAAAUUUCGAUUUUGUUAGUUAUAAAUUCAUGAUGACGGUCAUUGGCGACUCCUCCACAACAAUGAGCGUAUUAAAAUUUUAUUGAUACUGCAUACAUUAUUACGAAAUUUUACUUGUUAUCUUCGAAGCGGUAUUAAUAUAUUUCGAUUGGCAACGAGUAUCAUCAAGAGAAGUCAUUUCUGCACUGCGUUUAUAUAUUCAACGCAAGAAAAUAAUACGAAAUGACGAAGACUUGAUUUACUUUUAAAGAGUGGUCGAGCGAAAAAUCACGUAGACGCUUAAGCGUUUACUUUCGAUAACGCCGGCAGGAAUUGUCUAUGUCAUUUUGAAAUGAUCUUUGGAACUGAUUAGAAAAGGACUGACUAUUACCGCUGUAUUUGGGUGCACGAAUUUAGGUAGCCACAGAUGUAUUGUACUUUAUCGGGAAAUCGCUCGUUGAAGAGAAAUAAAAAGGAAAAUAGGCUGUGGAAUACCAUGAAAGGCAUUCGUUCGAAAAUAUUAUACAUUAUUGUGUAGCGAAACGGUAAAUGUAAAUCGCGUGUGCACUAUAUUUUAUUAUAUUAGAUAUAUUUAAAUCACGUAAUAGUUUUUCAAUAAUCAAAAAGUUCCUCUUACGAUGGUACGAAUCUGUGAACGAUGUUUCGAAUGCUUUUGGUAGCUUGUAUUUUUCUGCAUUUUUUUAAGUCUACUAGCAAAUACGUUACGAUCGCAAAUAAAAAAACUUGUGAAACCAUUUAA